AUGCGCGUCUUUGUGACCGGCUCCACCGGCUUCAUCGGCUCAGCCGUCGUCAAGGAGCUCCUCUCCGCAGGACACAAAGUCCUCGGCCUAACCCGCAGCGAGGCCGGAAUCGAGCAACUUGAAAAGCAAGGCGCCCAAGCCCUGCACGGUACAAUUGAGGAUCUCGAACUCCUAAAGAAAGCCGCCUCCGAAUGUGAUGCCGUUAUCCAUCUCGCCUUCGUUCACGACUUCGCUGACUACGCUGGCUCCUGCGCCACGGACCGCACCGCCAUCACCGCCAUGGGCUCCGCUCUAGCUGAGGCAGGCGGAAACCGCGCCCUGGUCAUCACCUCCGGCACGAUGUUGCUCCCGCGCGGCAAGCUAGGUGACGAAGAUGAUGCUCCCGACAUGACCAACCCAAUGGCUGCCGCCCGCGGGGCCUCGGAGAAGGUCUGUCUUGAUUUUGCUAAGCAGGGUGUGCGGGCUAGCGUUGUGCGGCUCCCGCCUACGACGCACGGCCUCGGGUCCUCGGGUUUCAUGGGCCCAUUUGUGACCGUUGCGUUGCAGAAGGGUGUCGCGGCGUACCUGGGAGAUGGCGAGAACCGCUGGUGUGCUGGUCAUCGCGACGACGCGGCGAGGCUAUUCCGGCUUGCGGCGGAGAAGGGCGCGCCUGGGUCGAUCUUCCAUGCGGUGGGUGAUGAGGGUGUGCCAAUGAAGGAGAUUGCGAUUGCGGUCGGGAAAGAGUUGGAUGUUCCCGUCGUCAGUAUCCCGCCGGAGAAGGCAGAGGAGCAUUUUGGCUGGUUCUGGUUUGGUGCCGUGGCUGACAAUGUGGCCUCGAGUGCGAAAACGAGAGAGAGGCUGGGGUGGACUCCGGAGGGGGCGACAUUGAUGGAAGAUAUCCCCGUUAUUGUUGACUUUAUGAAGUCUCGGGCGGUGUAA
Aspergillus lentulus is the source of this 918-nucleotide messenger RNA. Its product is annotated as SDR family oxidoreductase. Gene Ontology annotation, molecular function: aldehyde dehydrogenase (NAD+) activity. NCBI's taxonomy places the organism in Eukaryota, Fungi, Ascomycota, Eurotiomycetes, Eurotiales, Aspergillaceae. Gene Ontology annotation, cellular component: cytoplasm. The record is from RefSeq and is a predicted model, not a curated record.